AUGGUUUUUAAGCCGUUUACUCACCUCGCGCGACAAAACUUUGCCAAAGCCUUCACGCAUGGCUACGCUCAGUCGGUAGUUGCUGCAUCGCAGUCCACAUACGCCUCGUCAUCGACAACCCUUAAUCCGCUAGCCACCACCGCCAGCUCUCUCAAAUUCCACCGCACAUCCCAACUCCAGAGUACCUUCCAGAACGCAUCCAGUUCAUCCGGUUCCGGUGCCAAGGCUGGCCAAGCCACAUCCAAUUCGGGGGAUUCGGGGCUAGCCGCGUACUAUGCUGCCUGGCAACAUGCUCAGCAAACAGGUGACGAUAGCGAUUGGAGACAGUUCCAGUUCAAGAGGCGGAUAGGAUGGAAGCCAAAGGAUGAAGUCGCAGAUAAGGGUCAGAACGUACCAGAGGACAAAACUCCGCGGGACUUGAAAAAGGCUGCCGUCAACGUCGAUGUCAGCGCCAAGGUUGAAGAAGCCGUUGCUCGUGAAAUCCAGAUCCAGGAGGAAAAUGCCGAAGCCGAGGAUGACGCAGCGACGGUUGUCGCCGCUGCUGAUGAACAUGCAGUGGACUCGGAGACUGCCCACGAGGUGCCAAUCGAUGCAACUGCGACGAAAUCCAUCGUUGCAUCAGGCAGAGUUGUGCAGUUGGCAGUGGAGGAAAAGUAUGCCGAUAUCCCAGCUGCUUUCGAAGCGAUCCUCAGAGACGGCGUUACGCCUACCGUCGAAGCGUACAACUCCUUGCUUCAAGCUGCUAUCAAGUUGCAUUCCGAUUCGUAUCAUGCCGUUCCCAAGGCACUCGACGUAUAUUCCGACAUGCUACGCCGCCGUGUCAUCCCAAAUCAGGAAACAUACAAGACGCUUAUUGCAGUUUUGGUUUCACGCGCCGUCGAGAUCUCCGCUUCAGGGGCCGCUCUUGAGAAGCAGCGCAUUCGUUUUGGCGGUCUAGAGGAACCCGGUAAAUUCCUGUUCCGGUCUAGCGAAAUCGAGAAGGAACUCGUCUCAGAAGAUCACUCACUCACCAUCGCCCUCAAGCUUUUCGAUGCCGCAACCAGUCGACACAGCGAAAUGGUCUUUCCCUUGGAAGUUUACAAGUCGUUGAUCAUUACUUGUGCUGAAGAAGGCCGCGUCGAAGACAUGAUCCGGAUCUAUGCUCACAUGGAAACGCAAAAACUCGUUCCUCAUGCAGCCAUUUUCCCCUCGAUGAUUCGCGCGUUUGCUAAGAUUGGCGACUUGAAGAGCGCUGUCGAAUGUUACAACGAAUACCGGGAACUCGCAAUGGCCGACGAUAACGGUGUGUUCAGUAUCGUGGAACGCCGAGACGGUCAGGUCUAUGCCGCUCUAGUUGGAGCCUACUUCUCAUGCGGAAAAAGCGAGGGUGGAAUGCGCUUCUUUGAACGCAUUCGCUCGUCGUAUGACAACGUGCAGGAAGACAAAGCAUCUCGCCUGGAGGCUGUCGAGUCGACCAUCAUCCGCGACGCUCUCGUUCAAUCAUCUCUCGAUGCUGGGAAUUUCGAAGAAGCUGUGAAACAGGCAACAUCUAAUCUUCAAGCCGCCGCUCUGCAGCAGGCCAUGGCCAAGAUCUGCGUCGCUGCCGCUGACGCAGGAAGCGUUGCAGUGGCCGUGGAAUCGUAUGAUCGGCUUGCCGCUGAAUCCGUGCAUGCUAUUGGCUCGGCGGUGCCCAUGCUAGCGUUGCAUGUUCGACAAGGCAAUGUGCUCGCUGCUCGUACAUUCUGGGCCAUCUUGAGCAACCUCGAUCAGACAACUUCGGAUUUGAUUCAACCCACCACCAUGUAUGCUGUCGCCUUGCUCAAGAGCGGUCACAUCGAGGAAGGGUUGAUGGAAGCUCGUAAGAUGUUCGGACGUAUUCGCAAAGAUACUGCUGCGCAACAGAUGGUCCAAUUGCCUAUUCGGGAAGAGAUUGAUGAGGCUAUCGAGCUUCUCGGUCGGGUUCUCAUGAUGGAGUCCGGUAUGGUGAUUUCGGCUCCUGCUGCCAUGACUCUAGUCCGAUGCAUGGUGGAAAAUGGUGGCCUAGUCUCGCCAAUUGCCGAGCAUGCUAUUUCAAGCCUAGGUCCCAUGGGUAUUUCAGAACUCAGUGUCGACGAUUUGACUCUUGCUCUUCAAGUUCAAGCGGGAAUGAUCAUCAACCACGAAUUUACCUUUAACGCUCCUCAUCUUGUUCGCUUUGCCCACAUGGUUGACGUCGCUCUAUCUACCGGUGUACCUCUGGAUGUGUACACCUCACGUCUGGUCGACCAGGCUAUUCUGAAGUUUUCUGAUAGCCGGCCUGACCUCGUGAGGAGAUGGCAGGACCAGUUUGUGCCUGUUGCUAGACAGCAGUCUGUUGGUUCUAGUCGGUACACCCCUGUCUCGGAAACUUCGUCGCAAAUCAACUCUUCUGUCACCUCUGAGGAUAGCUACGAUCCUUAUGCUUACUCGACAGACUACCGUGGUUCUUCGAUCAUCUCCGAUGAACUGGAAGCCACGUCCAAGCGAAUCGAUAGUCAUCUCAAUGAAGCACUGACAAAGUUGCGCAACAUUCGUCGUCUCGGUCGCCAUCCUCGGUAUAUUACCUAUGCCAAGCUCAUCAACGCUGCUGCCAAAUGCGGGCGUAUGAAUAUUGCCAACGAUAUCCUUGCCAUGGCCCGACAUGAUGUUCCCCUUCUUCCUCAAUACAGUGCUGUUCGCUAUGGCUGGAGUUCGAUCCUGGAUGCCAUGGUUGCUGCUUGUCUGACCGUAGGCGAACGCGAUCUGGCCGCUCAGUAUCAUCAAGAGUUGUUGCAAAUCGGUUCUGCUCCAUCUGCAAAUACUUUUGGGUUGUACAUCACCACCUUGAAGGAGUCUACCAAGACCUUCGACGAAGCUACCGAAGCUGUCAAAAUAUUCCAUCGUGCUAUCGCCGAAGGUGUCGAGCCUACUUCAUUCUUGUACAAUGCGCUUAUUGGCAAGCUUGGUAAGGCUCGUCGUAUUGAUGACUGUCUUUUGUACUUUGCCGAGAUGCGAUCCAACGGUGUCCGACCAACCAGCGUCACAUACGGUACCAUUGUCAACGCUCUUUGCCGGGUUAGUGAUGAACGGUUUGCCGAGGAGAUGUUUGACGAAAUGGAGUCGAUGCCAAACUACAAGCCUCGUCCUGCUCCUUACAACUCUAUGAUUCAGUAUUUCCUCAACACCAAGCGUGACCGCAGCAAGAUCCUUGCUUACUAUGAACGGAUGCGCUCACGCAACAUUGAGCCUACUAUGCAUACCUAUAAACUUCUCAUUGACGCUCACGCAUCCUUGGAGCCGGUCAACAUGGAAGCCGCCGAACAGGUUCUCGAGACUAUCAAAGCGUCUGGCCAACGACCAGAGGCAGUCCAUUACGCCUCUCUGAUCCACGCCAAGGGCUGUGUACUCCACGACAUGGACGGAGCUCGCGCUCUAUUCGACAGCGUCAUCUCCAACCGCGACAUCCGCGUGCAACCCUGUCUGUACCAAGCCCUCUUCGAAGCCAUGGUCGCCAACGGUCAAGUCUCCUCUACCACUGAUCUCGUCAGCAGCAUGGGCCGUCACGGUAUCGAGAUGACACCUUAUAUUGCCAACACAUUGAUCCAGGGCUGGGCUGCGGAGGGUAACAUAUCCAAAGCCUACGAGAUUUACAACAGCGUGGGAAUCGAUAAACGCGAACCAAGUACCUACGAAGCAAUGACUCGUGCAUUCGUUGCAGCCGAAGAACGCCCCAGUGCCGCUGCCGUUGUGCAAGAGAUGCUUUCUCGCGGAUACCCAGCUGCCGUCGCCGGCAAGAUUGUCGAUAUGGUCGGUAGUUCUGUAUCAGCUCCGAUCGCACACUUUUAA
Messenger RNA from Talaromyces stipitatus ATCC 10500, 3822 nucleotides. Its product is annotated as pentatricopeptide repeat protein. Gene Ontology annotation, molecular function: protein binding. The coding region runs from base 1 to 3822 and encodes 1273 amino acids. The record is from RefSeq and is a predicted model, not a curated record. Lineage: Eukaryota; Fungi; Ascomycota; Eurotiomycetes; Eurotiales; Trichocomaceae. The transcript has a single exon.